AUGACUUGGCUUGGCUAAUUAUUGACUGAAUAGACAAAAAGUUUAUCAAAUUUUAUGUUUGUUGUAUCGAUAUAAUAAGACCAAAUAAAAGAACUAUCAUUGAUUGAUUAAAAAGAUUUAUGUAAAGUGUUACAGAAUGUAUAAACUUAAAUUUAUCUUAGAGAUUCCAUUUGCUUAAACUAAAAUUAUUUGUAAAUUCAAUACAUUAAUUUUCCCUUAAGUAAUAAUCUCUAUGA
This is a messenger RNA of Paramecium sonneborni, 236 nucleotides long. The record is from the annotation of a GenBank genome assembly. NCBI's taxonomy places the organism in Eukaryota, Ciliophora, Oligohymenophorea, Peniculida, Parameciidae.